UCAAGCUGAAUCAGAGUGGACUUCAAUGAGUAAGGAGCGUUCUCGGGUUUUUUGGUCAGGUAACCCGAUUAAGUUGCUUUCAAACGUUAGCAUUUUGUUUUAGUUGACGUUUCACCUGCCCUUUCCAUGUUUGUACGAACUGUGGAAAAAGAGAAGGUCAAUCAUGUUUCUUGGUCUUCCGAUGCUUUCAUUGAUGGGAUUUUAACCACCGGAAAGUUAUUUUAAGUGAAAGGAAAGUUUGAUAUUGAUGUUGUAGCCGCUUCUCCGUCGACGACAAUUAAGCGGCGUGUUCGAAGGGCCACCAUGCCCGACUAUGCUAAGACGAAAAAGCCGGACGUUAAGUUGGUCAUCCUCGGGGAUAUGAACGUUGGAAAGACCUCUUUGCUACACAGGUACAUGGAAAGAACAUUUAAAGACACUAUUAGCACGGUCGGAGGGGCAUUCUUCUUGAAACAGUGGGGACCGUACAACAUUUCCAUCUGGGACACCGCAGGUCGGGAGCAGUUCCAUGGACUGGGGUCCAUGUACUGCAGAGGGGCGGCGGCAGUGAUCCUCACCUAUGAUGUCACCAAGUGGCAGAGUCUGGUGGAGCUGGAGAACCGCUUUGUGUCUCUGACCGACACGGCCAACAGCGACUGCAUUUUCGCCAUCGUGGGCAACAAGGCCGACCUCACCGACACCAGAGCUUUCGCGGUGGAGCCCGAGGAGAACGGCACGGAGGAGAAGGAGCAGGGCCCCCGGGCCAGCUCCUCCCCCGCGGCCCCUCCUAAGGGCCACAAGCAGGUGUCCAGGGAGGACGCCGUAGCCCUCUACAGCCGCAUCCUGCAGUACAAGCUCCUGGCGGAGGAGACCUGCCUGCCGGCUGAGAGGAUGUGCUUCGAGACCAGCGCCAAGACCGGGUACAACGUGGACCUCCUGUUCGAGACGCUCUUCAGCAUGGUCCUCCCGUCCAUACGCCGGAAGGAAGCGCAGUCCGACUCUCCCACCGUCGACCUGGAGGAGUGCCGGGAGGUGAAGGGGGCCAAGCCUGGCUGUUGCACUUGAGUCACGUUUUGAACACUGUUUGACACUUAUGGGAAGGCUGUUUUUGUUGUUGAGGGUCCACAGGGUUCAUAACCUCUUUGUGUGUGUUUCUCAGAGAUUAGUUGUUGCUGGUGUUUUCUCGCACGUGUGUGAUCCAAAGUGACAGCUGCUGGAAAUGAGAUGUAGCCAUGCCUGCAACAGCCCAGAUUUGCACUAUGCUGAAUUAUGGCUUUUUGAGAAGAACACAUAAUUUGUAGGUCUUAAAUUAUCACUAAAGCCUUUUAAAAUGUUUUUUAUU
This is a messenger RNA of Conger conger (European conger), 1321 nucleotides long. It is a transcript of the gene rab20, whose product is annotated as RAB20, member RAS oncogene family. The coding region runs from base 304 to 1044 and encodes 246 amino acids. NCBI's taxonomy places the organism in Eukaryota, Metazoa, Chordata, Actinopteri, Anguilliformes, Congridae. Gene Ontology annotation, biological process: intracellular protein transport. Gene Ontology annotation, cellular component: endomembrane system. The transcript is spliced from 2 exons. Gene Ontology annotation, molecular function: GTPase activity; GTP binding. The record is from RefSeq and is a predicted model, not a curated record.